AUGGCUCUGCGUGUGUGGAUCUUGCAGCUCAUGAGGCUGCAGAUACAAUUGUGUCUGACCAUCGGUCUGUUCUCUGUCACGGCGCCCUUCCGCCGAUAACUUAAGAAAGCUUGUCUUUCCCAGGAUCGCAGCAUCAAGUUCAUAGCCGGCGAGAGCCUGUUCAACCGAGAAUACUUUGAGAACUUCAGCUUCUCCAUUCGCAACGACCAGGUCUUCCUGGACAUGUACCUGCGGAAGCACCUGCUCAGAGGCUGGAGAGCCAGACUGGACUUCCGAACCCGCGUGGGAAACUCGAAGAGCUUCCAGAGCCUUUUCUCCACCAACGUCGACGUGUGCCACAUUGUGAACGCGGCCAGGAUCAGCCUGUUUGGGAAGUGGUACAAGAACCUGCUCGAGUACGGCAACUUCCUCCGCCAGUGUCCGCUGGCGGUUCGGGGAGCUAGUGGGUCAUACCGACUGGAGACCUACAACUUUAUCGGAGGGUACAAGGGCAAAGAUGAGGACUUCGUAAUGAGCUGUACGGCCGAUGCUGUCAUACAUAUCUGA
Messenger RNA from Drosophila gunungcola (fruit fly), 546 nucleotides. RefSeq lists its product as uncharacterized. The transcript has a single exon. The record is from RefSeq and is a predicted model, not a curated record. NCBI's taxonomy places the organism in Eukaryota, Metazoa, Arthropoda, Insecta, Diptera, Drosophilidae.